AUGUCAAGUGUUAGUUGUAAUCAAACAAACGUCCAACAACCACAACAUAUUUUCCCAACCACAAUUGCAACGCCGGGUAAAAUGCCUAAAUAUCCUCACAUACAACCCCAUCCCAUUGCGGAGGAUGGUAAAAACCGCAAAGUGACGCGUUCUCAACCCUAUAAUGCCGAUCAGUCGCAACAUUCGGUCAUGAGACGUAAUGCCCGUGAACGUAAUCGUGUCAAACAAGUGAACAAUAGUUUCGCCCGUCUGCGCCAGCACAUUCCACAGACCAUCAUUGCCGAUCUAACUAAAGGUGGCGGUCGGGGACCCCAGAAAAAGAUCAGUAAAGUUGAUACCCUGCGAAUUGCUGUCGAGUAUAUACGACGUCUUGAAGAUCUCCUAGAUGAUUUGAAUGGUGGUGUAAGUUCUUCCAACGAGCAAUACGAUUUGCAAACAAACAACUCGAAUUGUGACACAGCCAGUAAUAGUUCCUUCAGUUCGUCGUCAAGUUCGUCAUCGGCUUCCUCGACCUAUAAUGCUGCCAGCCAAACAACUCCAGUGUAUUAUACGCCACAAUCCACCAGUCCAUUGCCUUCCCUGAUGGAUGUGAAUUUGGCAGGUCAUUUGAAUCCGUACAGCAGCAGUACAACUUUACUAUCGCCGGUAUCAAUGAAUUCCUAUUCUCCUCAGCACAAUGCCGGCUAUGAGAACAAUGGCUGUCAUUCACCCACCUCGUCAUUCAAUUCAUCAAAUCUCUCCUAUGAAGCGGUGGCGGCUAGCUUUGAACAACAGCAGCAAUCCUUGGCAGAUUUACCCACUCAACAGCAGCAGCAACAUCAUCCUCAUCAUCAGCAACAACAACAACCGCACCACCACCAAAUUUCUGCCGAUGCUGCUACCUUGGCUUUUGUUACUAAUAUCCAGCUGAAAUUCGAGCCCUAUGACAAUUUCACUUUGGACGAAGAGGAUUGCACACCGGAUGAUGAAGAAAUUUUAGAUUACAUUUCACUGUGGCAGGAACAGUAAAAACAAAACACAAAAUCUUAAAAAAGAAAUCAUAUUCAAGACUGCAGGAUUUAAAAGAAAAACAGACACAUAAAUAUCAGGGAUUUUUUUGUUCAAAACUUUAAAGCGCCAAGGCAAAAGCAAAUAUUUAAAAACAAUUUGUUUUUGUCGUUUGUAAAUCUAGUCAAAUAUUUUUUUUAUUUUAAAAUGAGUGUGCGUGUACAACUUAAUUCUCAAGUGCCUAAUUAAUAUUUUUGUAUAAAUUUAAAAUGUAAAUAUUUAGUGUAAUUUUUUUCAAAUUAUUUUAUUUUUAAACUAAGGAAGACAUUGAUUAAAAAAAAAAAACAAAAUCUAGUUGUAAAUUUUAUUUUUAAUCCAUGGAAGACACUAAACUAUUUUUUCUUAAAUUAAGAAUAAAAUGUUAAUUAGUUUUUAAGUUUAUAAACAAAAAGAAAAAUAAUUUAAUUAAAAAACAAACAAAUGAAAAUU
Messenger RNA from Musca domestica (house fly), 1476 nucleotides. RefSeq names its product achaete-scute complex protein T4 (gene sc). The transcript has a single exon. Gene Ontology annotation, molecular function: protein dimerization activity; DNA-binding transcription factor activity, RNA polymerase II-specific; RNA polymerase II transcription regulatory region sequence-specific DNA binding. The record is from RefSeq and is a predicted model, not a curated record. The coding region runs from base 1 to 1008 and encodes 335 amino acids. Gene Ontology annotation, biological process: developmental process; regulation of transcription by RNA polymerase II. NCBI's taxonomy places the organism in Eukaryota, Metazoa, Arthropoda, Insecta, Diptera, Muscidae.